GUUGUUACUGCCGAAGCUUGCUAUUGAAUCCAUCUCCUUUGCUGCUGCUACCGAAGACAUCUGCUUUGCUGCUGUUGCUGCCAAAUCCAUCUCUUUUGCUGCUGCUAAAGCCAUCUACUCUGCUGUUGCCGAAUCCAUCUACUUUUCUGCUACUGCCGAAGACAUAUGCACUGCUGCUGUUGCUAUCCAAGCUUACUGCCGAAUCCAUCUCCUCAGCUGUUGCUAAAGCCAUCUACUUUGCUGUUGUUGGAUCCAUCUGCUUUGCUGCUGCUGCCGUUGAAGCCUACUGCCAAAUCCAUCUCCUCUGCUGCUACUGAAGCCAUCUGCUCUACUGCUGAUGGAUGCAUAUGCUCUGCUGUUGCUGGAUGCAUAUGCUCUGCUGUUGCUGGAUGCAUAUGCUUUGCUGCUGCUGCUGCUGUCACCGAAGUCAUCUAAUAUUAUUGGUGGGGAAUGGGGAUCCCCAUUCCCCUUAGGAAAUGGGGAUGGAGGGAAAAAUCUGCCCCUGUCAAAAAUCC
Messenger RNA from Rubroshorea leprosula, 515 nucleotides. The record is from the annotation of a GenBank genome assembly. NCBI's taxonomy places the organism in Eukaryota, Viridiplantae, Streptophyta, Magnoliopsida, Malvales, Dipterocarpaceae.